AUGCCAAUAGACUCCCUCCCGGAAGAACUCCUCCUCUCCAUCUUCUCCCACUUCGACACCUCCUCUCCCUCCGAACUCAAAUCCAGACAAGAACCCUCCCUCAAUCUCACCCUCUCAGACGUACACCCCUUAAAAGACAUCUCUCUCGUCUCCCAUCGAUGGCGACGCAUCGUCCUCUCCCUCCUCUUCCGCUACACCCGCUUCCACCUCAAGACACCCACGAAUCGGCCAAGCUGCUCGUUAUGUACAUCCACCUUUCUCCUCCCUUCUGACCACGAACCCGUCGUCCAUACCAGCGAAUCCGCCCGCUUCUUCCACGCUCGGAUCAACCAGGAGUCGAAGACGUGGUAUCAUUCCGACGACACCGCUCCCGCUAUUCAGGAUCUGCCAUGGAUCAACUACGUCUACCACGCUGUGACGUCCCUCCUUUCAUUCAUUUGCAGCCGUGGACUCGCGCCGCAUGUCUACUCUUUCGCGGUGUGUUCUCCGCGACUCCUCCACUUGGCGCAACUGGGACAUGGGCUAGCCGAAGAGGAUCCGCGGUAUCGCGUCACGACGGCCUUUUGGCGGGAGGUGUUCGAGGUGCUGGUGCCAAGCAGAGUGGUGGUGUUGGCGCCGCCGGGAGAUCUAGCGGUUUGGACGGGGUUGGGAGGGGUUGCGUUGGAGACAACGUGGGUGAGUUUGACAUUAAUGCUGAUGGCUUGA
Molecule: messenger RNA, 705 nt
Organism: Zymoseptoria tritici IPO323
Lineage: Eukaryota; Fungi; Ascomycota; Dothideomycetes; Mycosphaerellales; Mycosphaerellaceae
Exons: 1
Coding region: 1-705 (234 amino acids)
Molecular function (GO): protein binding
Source: RefSeq, a predicted model, not a curated record